AUGACUUUGCUGUUGAUAGUCAACGAGGAAGUGAAAGGAAUCAUAUCUGGACUGAAGGCUGCAAGGAACAGUAUUUCACAGCUGAAGGUGAAAGUAGGAACAGCUUGCUUUCUGCUCUCUUUGGAAGAUAACACCAAUGAAGGAAAGAAAACUUGUUCGGCUUUCUUAAAAAGAUGGUCCAGCUAUGGAAUAUUUGAUGUCCACAUUGAAAAUCUCAUCCCACCUUCGCCAAAAAGAGCAUCAAGACUGCUGGACCUUGAACACGUGAAGUUUUUAAUGGACUCUUUUCAAAGCGGAGUUUUUCAACAACUUACAAUCCUGGUAGGACUGGUCCCUGACGAUUGUGACCCGUCGAUUUUAAAGAUGAAAGGUGCCGGACAGGUUGAGACCCUUGGAGGGAACCACACAAGGGAAGCCCUUCAGGGUCUUCUAAGGCGUGGUCUCGCAACUAUAACCACAGUCAAAAUGAAUAUUUAUUCAGCCCUGUCAACAUGCACAGCCUUAACGGUGGGUUGGCAGCACAAUGUUUGCUUGCAGGAGAAGCAAAAGCCUCUAAGCUUCAUUGACAAGGUGAGGCUUAUGAGACAGAUUCGCCCAUCAAUGCACAUGUCACCAACGGAUAUGAAGGCUUGGAAAGAAGCUCUUUCUUCCAUCUUUCAUGUGAAGGACAUCAGAAGAUUCCAGAAUUCGUAUGGACUGCAUAUGAAGAUGGCUCAGCUUGAACAGAGAGUUUGGGCCAUUGUGGAGGAAGUCUCUGGUGCUGUGAAAAUCUCUGAAAAAUUCUUCAGACCACUCUUGAAAAUUCAAUCAACCGAGGAUAUUGAGUCGUGUCUGAACAUUCUGCGAAGCAAAGGAUUAGCUGAAUAUAACAACAAAAUAAAGGAAUUUUUGGGAUCCAGACCACUUACAAAAAAAAGAAAGCAAACUGACCUGGAAGAUGAUGCCAAUGAGGAAUGUUCAAACACUUUUGAGGGACUCCUUGAGAAGUACAGCAAGGUAGUUGAUGAGCUUCAAAUGAUGAAGGACAAAUGUUCCAAACUGGAAACGGAAAACUCAGAAUUGAGGCGUCAACUGACAGAGCAUUGCUCGAAGUCCAAGGAAAAUUCAUCAAAGGACAAAGAAAUUGAAGCAUUCUGGAGAUUUGAAGACGGACGAGAGGAAUGGUUGCCGGCCAAAUUGAUCCGAAAAUAUGCUAACGGAGAGUGUUCAGUCCAGUACUCUGAUGGAGUUAGUAGAGUGAGGUCCUCAUGGGUGAGAGAGGUGGGACAGAUGUAAGGUCAUCCUAUUGGCACAUCUAGAAGUUAUACCUAUUUUCUCAAGACUAAAAAUGUCGUGAACUUAAAAUAAAUGUUGAUAUCAAUAUUUGCAACCAGAGUACAUAUUAAGGCACUUGAUGUUAUUUUUCUGAAUGAUUGAAGUCAGGUUUCUCAUACUAAGACAUUUCCCUGUCAAGUUAUGGAAUUAACUUAAAUUUUAUGGUGUGAAAUUUCUGUUUUAUAAAAAAAUGCAUAGAUAAUUUUUAUCAAAUUGUGAGACUGAUAGCUUCAUUUUUUUUAUAAAAUCAUGCAAAUGAUUGCCCUUUUUUUGAAGUAAAAGAAAAAAAAAUGAAUUUUACAUCACACUGAUGAUCAUAUUAAGUGUAUGCAUUAUUCUACAUGAUUUUGUUCAGUUUAAUGUUGGAAUUGAAUAUUCCCUAAUCAACAAUUUGAUUCUCUUUACUGCACUUUUGUUUAUGUGCAUUAUCCAAAGAAUGUUUGAAUUCCAUUUUGAAAUGCUUGAUGAGAACUUGUGGUUUCACUUAGGUAUAUGCUUUUUUCAUUAUUGGUUUUGUUCAGUGGUGGUGGUCAUAUUCUUCUUAUGUCAUUUCGGUCAGUAGAAUAUGGGACUUGUAUAUAACAGUUUAAAUGUUUGAAUAGUUUAUGAGAUUAUUUUAAAUAAAACUAUUUUUGAAUUUCUUUCGCUAUAUAAUCAAAAGUUAAUUAAAGAGAUUUCACGUUUCUUACUGUUGCAAUCAAUUUAAUAUCUUAAAAUAACCUGAGAUCUUUUAAGAAACUAGACAAAAAAUAAGUUCUAAUGGUGAACAAUUCAUAUUCAGUCAGCCUUUGUAAGCCAUUGUAACUGUGAAUGUGUUCAUGUGCAUUAUUCUAACAUUUUUUUGAUUUCGGUUUAGAAAUGCUUUGUAUGAACUUGUCUUCAUUUUAAAAUGCUUAAUUAAAAUUGAUUUUGUUAAUUUGUGAUUACCAAUGUUUUAUUUUGUAUGUCCUAUAUGAUGUUUGAGUAUUUCAGAGAAACAAUAAAGUUUUGCCCUUACAAUACAUACUAAAAUUGUGGCAGAAUUGUUUAGUAAUGAAAAUACAAAUUGCAGCAAUUGCACUUGUUAAAGAACUUUGAAUGGUUAUACAUGUAAUAGCGGUAAAGAUUGUUUUAUUUAAAUAUUUAAUUUUUCAUAAUGACUUCACAUGUUAAAAAAAAAUGUUUAGCAUUUUUUAAUACUUGUAUAUUUUGAGAACUAAUUUCAGUGUGACAUAAAUAAUAUUGAAUCAUUCACACUAUUUAAUAUAUAUUUUCUGACCUGCUGACUGGUGGAUUGAGUACAUAUUAGUAUACUGGUAUUGUUUUUUAUUUUUGAAAUUUCACUGAUUGAAAAUUUACACAUCAUUUUGUGUGUUCUGUAUUUACUAUGCCCCCCUUCGAAGAAGAGGGGGUAUAUUGCUUUGCACAUGUCGGUCUGUCGGUCGGUCCGUCCACCAGGUGGUUUCCGGAUGAUAACUCAAGAACGCUUGGGCCUAGGAUCAUGAAACUUCAUAGGUACAUUGAUCAUGACUCGCAGAUGACCCCUAUUGAUUUUGAGGUCACUAGGUCAAAGGUCAAGAUCACGGUGACCUGAAAUAGUAAAAUGGUUUCUGUAUGAUAACUCAAGAACACUUAUGCCUAGGAUCAUGAAACUUCGUAGGUAGAUUGAUAAUGGCUGGCAGAUGACCCCUAUUGAUUUUCAGGUCACUAGGUCAAAGGUCAAGGUCACGGUGACCCGAAAUAGGAAAAUGGUUUCCGUAUGAUAACUCAAGAACGCUUAUGCCUAGGAUCAUAAAACUUGAUAGGUAGAUUGAUCAUGACUCGCAGUUGACCCUUAUUGAUUUUCAGGUCACUAUAUCAAAGGUCAAGGUCACGGUGACCUGAAAUAGUAAAAUGGUGUCCGGAUGAUAACUCAAGAACGCUAAUGGCUACGAUCAUGAAACUUCAUAGGUACAUUGAUCAUGACUUGCAGAUGACCCCUAUUGAUUUUGAGGUCACUAGGUCAAAGGUCAUGGUGACCCGAAAUAGUAAAAUAGUUUCCGGAUGAUAACUCAAGAACGCUUAUGCCUAGGAUCAUGAAACUUCAUAGGUGCAUUGAUCAACACUCGCAGAUGACCCCGUUCGAUUUUGAGGUCACUAGGUCAAAGGUCAAGUUCACCGUGACGCGAAAUAGUAAAAUGUUUUCCGGAUGAUAACUGAAUAACGCUUAUUCCUAGGAUCAUGAAACUUGAUAGGUAGAUUGAUCAUGACUCGCAGAUGACCCCUACUGAUUCUCAGGUCACUAGGUCAAAGGUCAAUUUCACGGUGACCCGAAAUAGUAAAAUGGUGUCCGGAUGAUAAAUCAAGAACGCUUAUGGCUAGGAUCAUGAAUCUACAUAAGUACAUUGAUUGAUUUUCAGGUCACUAGGUCAAAGGUCAAGGUCACAGUUACAAAAAAUAUAUUCACACAAUGGCUGUCACUACAACGGAGAGCCCAUAUGGGGGGCAUGCAUGUUUUACAAACAGCCUUUGUUAUGACUUGUUUUAUAAUUUGCUAAUAAUUUAAGAACUUAUACAUUUAAAAGUGGUUUACCUUCCUUUUUUUCAGUGAGAUUUUUUCUGCGUGAUUAUGCAUUUCUGGAAGUUUGUACCGCCGGCGUAACAUUUUUAAACAAUUAUCUGUCAUUGUGUUUAUGAUCCUCUGAGAGUUUGUACCGCCAGCGUAACAUUUUCAAAGAAUUAUCUGUUGUGAUUAUGAACCUUUGGGAGGUUGUACCGCCAGCGUAACAUUUUCAGUUAAAUUUUAAGGGUUAUAUCAUUUUGUGUGUUCUGUAUUUACAUUACUUGUAUAAUUUACUAUUAAAUUAAGAACUUAAACAUUUAAAAGUGGUUUGUGUGAUUUUUACUAUUGGUACCUUAGGGAGUUUGUACCGCCGGCGUAACAUUUUCAAGAAUUAUCUGUUGUUAUUAUGAUCCUCUUGAGAGUUUGUACCGCCAGCGUAACAUUUUCAAAGAAUUAUCUGUUGUGAUUAUGAACCUAAGAACUUAAACAUUUAAAAGUGGUUUAUCUUCCUUUUUUCAGUGUGAUUUUUUCUGUGUGAUUAUGCAUUUUGGAAGUUUGUACCGCCGGCGUAACAUUUUUAAACAAUUAUCUGUCAUUGUGUAUUUUCUGAGAGUUUGUACCACCAGCAUAACAUUUUCAAAGAAUUAUCUGUUGUGAUUAUGAACCUUUGGGAGGUUGUACCGCCAGCGUAACAUUUUCAGUUAAAUUUUAAGGGUUAUAUCAUUUUGUGUGUUCUUUAUUUACAUUACUUGUAUAAUUUACUAUUAAAUUAAGAACUUAAACAUUUAAAAGUGGUUUGUGUGAUUUUUGCUAUUGGUACCUUAGGGAGUUUGUACCGCCGGCGUAACACUUUCAAGAAUUAUCUGUUGUUAUUAUGAUCCUCUUGAGAGUUUGUACCGCCAGCGUAACAUUUUCAAAGAAUUAUCUGUUGUGAUUAUGAACCUAAGAACUUAAACAUUUAAAAGUGGUUUAUCUUCCUUUUUUUCAGUGUGAUUUUUUCUGUGUGAUUAUGCAUUUUGGAAGUUUGUACCGCCGGCGUAACAUUUUUAAACAAUUAUCUGUCAUUGUGUAUUUUCUGAGAGUUUGUACCACCAGCGUAACAUUUUCAAAGAAUUAUCUGUUGUGAUUAUGAACCUUUGGGAGGUUGUACCGCCAGCGUAACAUUUUCAGUUAAAUUUUAAGGGUUAUAUCAUUUUGUGUGUUCUGUAUUUACAUUACUUGUAUAAUUUACUAUUAAAUUAAGAACUUAAA
Molecule: messenger RNA, 5086 nt
Organism: Dreissena polymorpha
Lineage: Eukaryota; Metazoa; Mollusca; Bivalvia; Myida; Dreissenidae
Exons: 9
Coding region: 1-1275 (424 amino acids)
Source: RefSeq, a predicted model, not a curated record